This is a messenger RNA of Glossina fuscipes, 1865 nucleotides long. It is a transcript of the gene alph, whose product is annotated as protein phosphatase 1B. The transcript has 6 exons. The coding region runs from base 494 to 1609 and encodes 371 amino acids. The record is from RefSeq and is a predicted model, not a curated record. Gene Ontology annotation, molecular function: magnesium ion binding; manganese ion binding; protein serine/threonine phosphatase activity. Gene Ontology annotation, biological process: negative regulation of stress-activated MAPK cascade; protein dephosphorylation. Gene Ontology annotation, cellular component: cytosol; nucleus. NCBI's taxonomy places the organism in Eukaryota, Metazoa, Arthropoda, Insecta, Diptera, Glossinidae.
ACAUUGUGCUAAUAUUGUAAUCAAAGUUUUGUUGUGGAGAAGAAAAGAAUUGUUAGUUUAUUUUGUUUUAACCAAAUUAAAAUUUUUAAGAAAGACUUCAUGUUUUACUAAAAAAAGGCCUGGUGUGUGCGCGUGUGUUAUACGUUAAUCGAAUAUUUCAAGAAAAGAGUAUAAAAGCGUGUUACUGAAUCGUCGUUAUCGAAAAAAAAAAGAAAAAAAUAUCCAAUGUGCUAUUAAGUGGAAGAAAUCAACCCUUUGUAUUCAAUAUUUUACAGAACUAAGUACGCUUUUCAACGCUCACCUUCUACCUCUCAGUUGGUUUUUAUCAUAAACUUCAAAAGUUAAAUCGGAAUUUUGUAAAAUUCCAAUAACGGUUUUGUGUGCGGAGAGUCGUGGUCGUCGUCGUCGUCUUCGUCGUCGUUGUUAUUCACAGGUAAACUCGUUAGAGUUUGCAAUUUGCCCGCUUUGAAUACACACAGCAUGUUAAGGCAAGAUGGGCGGAUUUCUCGAUAAACCGAAAACCAUUAAGCACAAUGACUCUGGCGAAGGCAACAAGUUACUUUACGGUGUCAGUUCUAUGCAAGGAUGGCGUUGCGAAAUGGAAGACGCUUACUAUGCGCGAGUCGGGCUUGCUGAAGGUCUUGAUGAAUGGAGUUUUUUUGCCGUUUUCGACGGCCAUGCAGGCUGUAAAGUAUCUGAACAUUGUGCCAAGCAUCUGUUAGAUAACAUUACCAGUACCGAAGAGUUUAGAAAUGGUGACCACGUGAAGGGUAUACGUACCGGUUUUUUGCACAUCGAUGAAGUGAUGCGCAAGUUACCUGAACUUAAUCAAAAUGCAGAAAAAUGUGGAGGCACUACCGCGGUAUGUGCUUUCGUAUCGCCUACGCAAGUUUAUAUUGCUAACUGUGGAGAUUCGCGGGCGGUAUUGUGUCGUCAAGGUGCACCGGUAUUUGCAACGCAAGAUCACAAACCUAUCUUGCCGGUGGAAAAGGAACGUAUUCACAAUGCUGGUGGAAGUGUUAUGAUCAAACGAGUCAAUGGGACUUUGGCCGUUUCGCGAGCACUUGGCGACUACGAUUUUAAAAAUGUUAAAGAAAAGGGUCAGUGCGAACAAUUAGUUUCGCCGGAACCAGAAAUCUUUUGUCAAAGUCGUCAAGAUAUGGAUGAAUUCUUAGUUUUAGCUUGCGAUGGCAUCUGGGAUGUAAUGAGCAACGAGGACGUCUGCAGUUUUAUACACUCGAGGCUGAAAAUCACUAACGAUUUGGUAACCAUAGCCAAUCAGGUCAUUGAUACAUGUUUGCACAAGGGCAGCCGUGAUAAUAUGAGCAUUAUAAUAAUUGCCUUCCCCGGAGCACCUAAACCAACUGAAGAGGCGCUAGAAGCCGAUAAACGGUUGGAGAAACAAAUUGAGGAAAUCACAAGAGAGGAGAUAGAAACUCAUCAGAUCACAGAUUAUUAUGAAUUGCUGCAAGCUUUGCAAGAUAGAAAUAUUGAAGGUCUUCCACCAGGCGGCGGUUUACAUGCAAAAUAUCCAGUCAUAGAGAGAACAUUUAAGGAACUCUUUCCCGAUGAAAAAUGUGAAUUUUAUGAAUUUUAUCAAAUGCUCUGAAAAAAAAAAAAAACGCAAACAAUCCCAUGAUAAACUCCUUUUAAACAUAACCUCAAAUUUUAUGCACAAACAUUAUCAAUCAAGAUUAUUUGUGCACGCCCUGUUCUCCUACCUCUUCGUUCUCGUCAAUAAUGUGCUCUGUGUAUCUCUUUCUUCUGUUUCUUAAGUUUAGCGCUACCUACAACUAAAUUGUAUUUUGAACAUUAUUAUUAUUAUAUGUAAAAUGCGAACCACAGACAUGCGAAAUUAAUAAAGU